AUGAAGCAUCGUUGUCACAGACACAGGCUCAGACAACCAGUGGUGGAGGAACUAACCACAUUGUUGAGUUAUCUGCAAACGUCUACCCCACCCCCUCCCAGAACUGCUUUUUUUUUAUUUUUUAAACAGUGCAUCAUAUCAAAACAUCUGAAAGUAAUUCUCUUUCCAGAGUCACCUGAGGAUGACGUGGUGUAUGCUGCUGUGGUCCAUAAGGCUGAUCACACAAAUCAACCAAACCCUCCUACAUUACAGUCCCCUGCUGACUCUUCCCCCAAAGGGUCAAAGGGCAUCAGGAGGCGUGGCCUUCUCCUAUUGGCUGUGGUGGUGCUCAUUCUUAUCCUGGGAGUGGCCAUCAGUCUGAGUUUAUACUAUUCUUCUCUAAACACUACAACAAAUGCUGCCAGCAAACAACAUACAAAACAGGACAAUGGACACACAACACAAAGUACAACAUAUUCAACAUCAGAAGAAAACAAAUACACAAAUCCCACAGCUGGAUGUCAGUCUGCUAAAUGUAACGAUGGCUGGGAAGCACAUGGCAGACAGUGCUACUUCUUCUCUACAAAGUCUCUAAUCUGGACUCGGAGUCAAGAAGAAUGUGUCCAUAAGAAGAGCCAUCUGGCAAUCAUAAAUGAGGAAAAAGAGCAGAAUCUGUUAAUGGGGAUAAUCAGAGAAAAAAUGCAAGGUCCUGAGGACAAGUUCUGGAUCGGUCUGAAUGAUAGACAGAUGGAAGGAAAGUGGCUAUGGGUGGACAACACUCCUCUUAAUACAAACCAAAAAUUCUGGUUGAAUAGACACGAGCCUGAUAACUGGAAGGGUAAAAAUAAUGAAUAUCUUAAUGGAGAGGACUGUGUACGGAUGGGAGAGAUCAACUUUAUUGCCAAUAGUGCAGCAGGCUGGGUGGAUACAGCCUGUGAGAGAAAGUUCAAAUUUAUUUGUGAAGUUGAAGCUUGCUUAUGAUCACAGAGCAUCAUACAACUAAUUUCCUGUAGUCUCAUAGUCAAUAUCAAUGACAUCAAUAAACAUCUUUAUUACUGA
Alosa alosa (allis shad) is the source of this 1038-nucleotide messenger RNA. Its product is annotated as C-type lectin domain family 6 member A-like. The coding region runs from base 1 to 960 and encodes 319 amino acids. The record is from RefSeq and is a predicted model, not a curated record. The transcript is spliced from 7 exons. NCBI's taxonomy places the organism in Eukaryota, Metazoa, Chordata, Actinopteri, Clupeiformes, Clupeidae.